This is a messenger RNA of Solanum verrucosum, 271 nucleotides long. Its product is annotated as proteinase inhibitor PSI-1.2-like. Gene Ontology annotation, molecular function: serine-type endopeptidase inhibitor activity. NCBI's taxonomy places the organism in Eukaryota, Viridiplantae, Streptophyta, Magnoliopsida, Solanales, Solanaceae. The coding region runs from base 17 to 271 and encodes 84 amino acids. The transcript has 2 exons. The record is from RefSeq and is a predicted model, not a curated record.
UUCAAAGAAAUAUACAAUGGCCUUUUACAAAGUUGGUAUCCUUUCUCUCCUCCUAUUGUCUGGUAUAUUUCUGUUGGGAAUUGAGGUGGAAUAUGGAAAUGCUCAGAAGAUGUGUCUCCAGGUUUGUCACAAUGAAGUUGCUUACAUGACUUGCCCCUCUUCAGGAGAUGAGAAAAUUACUGAAGUAUGUGUCAACUGUUGCACAGCAGAUGAAGGCUGUAAAUUAUUCCGCGCUGAUGGAUCGUUAAUUUGUACUGAAACCCCUGAAUAA